UGGUCGUUACUAAAACGGGCAUCUUCUGUCAAACGUAUAUAUAUAUUGUAGGUCUGGCGUGGAUGUAGAAAUUAUUUACAUUUACUGCCUAUGAAUUAGAAUUUUAAUUCGUAUCAGUGGAGUUCUGACCAGUAUUAGUGCUGCUUACAGGCUGCUAGAAAUGGCGACUACAAUGGACCAGCAAGAGCCAUUGGUCCGUCCACUUUCAAUGACUAGUUUUCAAAGAGAUUUGGAAAUGUUCGAAGAAUACAUUGCUGAAGUUACCAUGCAGGAUUCGGAUGCAAGUGUUGAUGAAAAAAGACAGAAAAUAAAUGAAACACUUCGAUACGAACCUUUCUGUGAAAACAUCCGAUUGUGUUUUGGACCGGAUAUAAAAACGGAAGACAUGAAGGCGAUUUUUCGUAAAAUUAGCACGAAUCCAGAAGUUAAGAUUGAUUGGAGUGAGGUGUUUGGAUACUUCCAAGCAGAAAAUGAAGAGACGGACAAUUCUGAUGAAAUCAGCGUUUUCACUGUUUCGAAAAGAAAGAAAAUUGGAGAAGCGGCAGGUGACAAGAAACGUCGAGAUAUAAUUCAGUGUAUUUCAUAUUCUCCAGAAUACGAUUUAUUUGUCACUGCGUCACAGAAAGGAGCUAUUUCUAUUUAUAAUGGAAAGUUGCGUCUGCAAAAUUGCAUCGAUGUUAACGAACCAGCGUGGAUGACUAGUUGCGAAUAUUUACCAAGACUUCGAAAAGUAAUAGCAACAACAGAACGAACUAUUGUUAUUUGGGAUCACAGAACAAAAGCAAAUAACCAAUCUAGUAUCUAUGUUAUAAAGCCACUGGAACACUCGCCCCAAUGUAUGUGUCUUCUUCCCCCUGAAGAUGAUCACACGGAUUCAGUACUCAUUGGCGAUGACGCGGGAUAUGUUAAUCUUGUUCGUCUGACGCCGAAUGAUUUUGCUGCAAGUACAAAUAAAGAUCCCAAACGUGCGAUGAUGAGUCAAGUAAUCGAUCCAAUGAAUCUGAUGUUACCCAUUAUUCGGAGAAAAUUUCAUCCAGAUUGGGUGUUGAAGAUUGAAUAUAUUUCUGAAUUGAAAUCUUUUGCUUCAUGUUCGCCAAGUGAUAAAACAUCGUUUGUUAUUGCAGAGAAGGGAAGACUUUUUGAUACACAACCAGUCAGUGAAUUGACGAUUACACGAGGUGUGAACGCAUUUGCUUAUUCAGAAAAGUCCAAUAUUUUUGCAACAGGUGGAGUCGACAAAAUUAUCCGAGUUUGGCACCCAACCAUUCUCACGAGGCCAACUGGUAAAAUGAUGGGACACUUGUUUACAAUAAUAGCUGUGGUUAUCAACGAUAAAGAUAGGCAUAUUAUCAGCUUAUCUACCGCUCGCGUUUUUAGAGUCUGGGACAUACAUACACUAAGCUGCUUACAGGUGUUCACCGAUACAGAACAGAGGUCAGGAGACAAGAGAAUAUCUUGCUUGCUGUUCGACAGCCGACACGACAGACUAUUCACAGGUUCAAGCAGUAUAGACUUGUGGCCAAUGACACGAAGUGUUCAAGAUACGAUGUCUGUACCUCACACCCAUGAUCAUCCGCUAACUCUUGUUGUUAAAAAUAAACCAAUGGAUCAAGUUAUCACUGCAUGUUCAGAAUCAAUCGUCAAAGUUUGGGAAAUUGACAGCGGAAGACAAAUGUAUCAAAUAUUAGAAGCUCAUGGCUUAGGAAUCGAAGUAACUGCUUCUGGCGUUGAUGAGACCGGUACACGCAUGCUCACUGGAGCCUAUGAUGGAUCGAUCAAAAUCUGGGAGUUCAGCAGCGGACAAGAAAUGAAAUCAUAUCAACUCGAUCCCCCAAGCGAGGAAGAUAAUUCCAUAUUGUGGAUUUCCUAUUUAGAUAAGAAGAAAAAUGAAGACACUGAUGAGCAAAACGAAAACAAGCAAUUUGAGCAUGAAUAUCAACAGAAAGAUGAAAUUGUAAAUCGGAGAAUAUUAGCAUUGGGAUGGAACAAUAGGUUGAAAGAAUUUGAGGAUAGUGAUGAAAACGAUGACAUUCGUUUUGUACGUGAGUUCAGUGGAACAUAUGAGUGGCCUCCUACACCACAGACUACACCCGAACCUGGCGCAGAGACUGCAAGUUUGACAGGAAGUGUAGAAGGUGAUUCCGACAAAAAGACAAAGAAGAAAACUGCUGAAGACGACGACGAUAAAGGGAUUCUUAGAAAAGAAGACCUCUUUCUUCGCCAUGAAAUCACUUGCUGCUCGAUGAUGGACGUUCGUUUGCCUUCUGUUUCAAGUAUACUUGUUACCGGAUGUUCUAAUGGAAAUAUAAUUCUGUGGAAUCCGGAGGAAGGAACAGUAUCUAAUGUCUUUGAACUCGAAAAGGCAGAAGUUCCAAGUCGUUACGACAGUCGUGAGAGAAGAAUGAAAGAAAUGUUUCCUUAUCGCGUGAACCAAGUAGCAGGGUUGUGUCACAAAAUAUUUGUACCCGAUCCAGAAGAAGUAAAAAGAAGGAGAAAAUUACGAAAAAAGAAAAUGUUGGAGAUCGAAGGUGGAUUGGUAGACGAUGAAGCUGAAGAAGACGAGGAAGAAAAGACAGAGCAAGAACAGAAGGAUGAUGCUAAAGAGGAAAAGAAAGAAGAAGUUGAUGAUGAUCGUGCUGAAGAAGCACAGAUUGACGUUGAGACUUCAGAUGAAGAACAAGACGGUGACGAUUUUGAUCUAAAAAGUUUCGAGGAGCGUCAACUAAUGGACAUUGAUCCGGAACCCAUCAAGAAAGUAGAAGUUGAGUUCCCACCAGUUAUCGCAUCAUGUCAUCAAGAUUCUAACGUGAGAUUGUGGUCAAUGACAGGAGAAUUGCUUGUAUCUCUUGUACCAAUGACCAAAGUCGUUUCACCAAUCACCACUAUGUGUAAUGACGAAUAUUCAAACUAUCUUAUCGUUGGCGAUACAAAGGGUUACGUUACAAUGUGGGACGUCUCCGAAUUUCUUCAAAAAUCAAACACCGGUACAUCAGUUCAAGCUAACACUGAACUAGUUCGACAAAUAAUAAGUUGGAGGGCUCAUCUUAUGAAAAUUGUAUCCGUAGUUUAUGGCGAUGAAGCUGGUGCACUUAUCACCGCUUCUACCGAUGGAUCAGUCAGAAUUUGGUAUCCGCAACGUGCUCAUUACGUAGGGUAUUUCGGACAGCAUAGAGUUUGGUAUUUAUCACCUAAUCCUUCUCUACCUUCAAGUCCUGUUCUUCCAUACGACAUCAACGAAGUUCCAGUCAAACCUGUCAAUAUACGAAGUGGUAGAAGGAAACCACAAACGAAAAAAUAUGAUUACCCUCUCAUAUUUGAUGCAGAAAGAUGGAAACCAUUCCGAAGAUCUGCAUAUGAUCGUGAUUUAAUUCAACGACAACAAAUUCUACCAAAUAUGACCCAACCACCAAAUGUCCUGGAAGUUCGAAAUAAGAAAUUUUUUAAAGCGCUAGUAAAACCAAAGGCAGAUAAAAGCAGUCUCGAAAGUUCGAAACCUGCUGAGCCAGAAAGUGGUGCUAUAUUUCGUGCGUUGCCGGUAUAUCGACUCCAAACCCCUCCGCCACAACCUAGAGCACCAUCGAUGGACUUUGUAACCGGUGGUGCAUCAUUUACUGACGAUCCAAGCACGCCAAAAUCUCCGGGAAAAUCAGUGGCAACCGGAAAGGUUUCUAAAGGACGUGUCAUUGUGAAAAAGCCGUCCAGUAUGGCUGGAACAACGCCGAUUCUUGUUGCGGGUGGUACACCCAAACGACGAAGAUAGAAAUAAUAAUGUUCUACCACAAUGUUAACUGGAACGUUUCGUUUCAUGACUCUUUUAAUAAUUUAUUACCAAUGGAUAAUCUCUAAAGGCGUUUAAUGCAUAUUGAUACACUUACUGAACUUGCACUUCGAUUUUCAUUAUAUUCCAUUUGAUGAUGAUGAUUUUAUGUGUUGCGUGGUUUGAAUUUCUAAAAUUUAUUUCAUUUUUUUUUUGUUUAUUGAAAUGAAACGCGACUUAAAAAUUGUGAA
Messenger RNA from Styela clava, 4008 nucleotides. Its product is annotated as WD repeat-containing protein 64-like. The record is from RefSeq and is a predicted model, not a curated record. Lineage: Eukaryota; Metazoa; Chordata; Ascidiacea; Stolidobranchia; Styelidae. Gene Ontology annotation, molecular function: protein binding.